Molecule: messenger RNA, 1926 nt
Organism: Hydractinia symbiolongicarpus
Lineage: Eukaryota; Metazoa; Cnidaria; Hydrozoa; Anthoathecata; Hydractiniidae
Exons: 4
Coding region: 182-1000 (272 amino acids)
Biological process (GO): ubiquitin-dependent protein catabolic process via the multivesicular body sorting pathway; protein targeting to membrane; protein targeting to vacuole
Cellular component (GO): ESCRT I complex
Source: RefSeq, a predicted model, not a curated record
CCUAGAAAAUUAUUGGGUUAGCUUGUUUUAUUUUAUUGUAUGAAAAGACUGGUUUGCCAAUCCAGAAUGCAAAUCAUUCUUAUCUCUUAAAGUCUACACGGGUGAUAUGCGAAGAGGCUCAGAACUUAGUCUUACCAAGUAGCAUAAAAGAACUGUAUUAACUUAUACUUCUAGAUUAAAAAUGGCAUAUCAAGGAGGUACUGGCUAUGGUUAUGGUGGAAUCACUAUGCCAAUGCCAUAUGGUCAACAACAGCAACAAAGCAUGUCUACACCCUAUCCAACUACCUCUACAUCUACACCAUACCCAACUUCAUCGUCCACACCAUAUCCAUCUAACACCAUACAACAACAUCCAAUGAUUAACACAAAUGAAAUAGACAUGUGGAUGGAUCAGCUUGUAGCAAACUUGACAGCUUUAAUGAAAGAUGCAACCAAAACAGAACUGGAUGAUAUUGUGAACAACGAAGAUAAGAUCAAUGAAUUAGUUCAAGAUGCAGAACAGACAAAAAAGCUGCUAAGAAAGAGAGAUGAGUUAAUUACAUCGAAUAAGGACCAAGCAGUUACUAACAUGUCUCUUGAACCAGAGAUUAAGUUAUUAAAGGACAACAUUGUGGAACUAGCAAGUCAACAAAACGAAUUAAAAGAUAAACAUGUCCAACUGCAACAACGAUUGGCUGGUAAAAUAUCAUUAGAUGGCGUACUGGCCAUACUGCAAGCUGCUGCAGCUGAAAAAGAAACAGAAUCUGAAAACAUUUCUCAGGCCUUCGUUGAGGGCGACAAAACAAUCGAGCAGUUCGUUGAACAAUUUAUACCAGAGCGCAAGACUUACCAACUACGCAAGGUGAAAUCUGAGAAAAUGACUCAACUCUUACAAAGUGGUGCUAUAAGUGUAAACAGAUCAUCUGGCGUUAUGACAGGUGGCAUGCCAAGACCAACGCCGGCGCCAAGACAACGCGUGCAACCCCUACAAUCCGGUUAUAGUGGUUAUGGUGGCUACUAACACUCCGUAACGCAAAACAUUAGAAAACCUUUUGAAAAUACUAAUGCCCUUAUGAAUUCGGCAAAUCGUCAUGAAGCUAUGCAAUGUGUUUUGAAGUUAUGAACAAUAAACAUUAGUUUCGAAUGCGCAAAAUGUAACGUAAUGUUUUUUAUUUAAAAUUUACACGUUUCACAUUUACUUUUAAAUUAACUUUUACUAUUCUUAUCCUGUUGGUUAACAGUCAGCGCUGUGGUUGUGAAUUAUCUGCACAAGAAUUUGGCGAUUGUUACAGUCUAAGAUAUGUUAUCGUUGAAGCUUACCUUUCUUGACAAAAUAAGCUGAACUCAUAUGACCGAGCAUGAAAAGUUUUCUAGGAAUCUUUUUAUUUUUUCCAGAAAUACUUCAUCAGUUAAGGGCUUGAAAAUUUUUCUAAUUUUGUGAAAUUAUGACAUCAUAGAUUACGUGAAGAAUCAAUGUAGGUAUAAAGGAUAAUGAAGAUAACUUAAUAUUAAUAUUCAUGUAGAUGUGCUCCAAAAUCAAACUGAAUGACUGAAAGCAUAUUUGCAUUACAAUAUGCUUCGAUUAACCAUUGAAUCAGCACAAGAUCUAUAUCAAAUCGAGAUUUCAUGAAAAAUUAGCGAUACUUUGUAAGUUAAAUAUCUCGAGAACCGGUAAGGAUUUUUUGAAAAAAAAAGUUUUCUAGACAACUUUUCAAUCUCUUUUAAAUAAGCUCAACUUGUUUAAAGUUUGCGUUUUCACAUUCGAGUCUUUUUAAUAUCGACUUUAUUAAAAAUUUUAGUUAUUUAUUCAAUAGUGUUUUAGUUUACACGACUUUAUUAAGUAUCACCUAAUUAACACCAUGAUCUGGAACUUUAAAAUGUACCAACACUGAGACUGGCCUGGGAAAACCCAUUGUUUAUAAAAAAAGUGUUCAAUUUUUAUGUCAA